CUUGUUCAGAAAUUCUGGACAACUUCUUGUUGGAAGAGAUCUUUCAUCUUCUUUCUCCGUUAUAUUGCUAGAUCUUCACUUUGGUAUAGUUCUCUUCUCAUCUAAAUCUAUAGUAUAGAUGCUAUGAUAGGAUUUUAUUUUGAAAGAUCCUUGUUUUACUUUAUUUAUUUGAUGAUCCUUGUUUGAUCUCAUGAUUUUUCAUGUCUUUAUAUAUAUAUAUAUAUAUAUAUGGAGAAGGAUAGAUGCCAUGGUAGGGUUUUAUCUUGAAAGAUUCUUCGAUUCAACAAGGUGAUGUGUAUGUUAAAAAGCUCCGGGAGAGAGGGCUGUCUCUGAGGUGGUCUGUCUUCCAACAUGGAUCGGAACCUGCCGCUAGAUGUAAUACUGGAAAUUCUUGGGCGCAGUUCUAUUGAGGAAGCAGCAAAAACAAGCAUCUUGUCCGGAAACCCGAUUUAUGUUAAAAAUUGGUCUCGAAAUACAGUCGUCAUUGUUGACAGCAACUUCUGGGAGGAGCAUUCGACAAGGAAUCAACUAGACCCAGGGGCAGUUGCAGAGAUAGUCUCCGGAAUUCUAUAUAAUCACAAAGGUCCCAUUCGAAAGCUUAUUCUCUGCAUUCCGCAAUGUCUUGUGGAAGUCGUUCCGGUCAUACGAUAUGACUGGGUCCGACAUAUAAAUAAGUGGUUGUUUUCACUACAUUGGAACGAUAUCGACGAAAUCAUCUUGUAUAAUUACAAUGAUGAGACAUACAAGAUCAGUUUUCUAUAUGCGUUGGUAAAUUUGACAAGUUUGGUUCUUGGUAAUUGUAUAUUCUACCAACCAUUUGGAGGCUUUCGGAAUCUCCAUUGCAUUCGUCUUGACAACAUAGAUUUUGGCUCGGAGAUAGUUGGUACUGUUACCUACAAUUUCCCAAAUCUUACCUUUUUCAAGGCUGUAAACUGCUCUGGCUUUAGACAUUUGAAAAUCGAGGCUCCAAACCUUGAGAGGUUUAAUGUUUGUGCCACCAACGGUGAUGAAACGACUAUGUAUAAAUCGGGUCAAAUAGGUUUAAAGCGGGACACCAAAUCGGUGAAGGGGGUGGUGGUUUUUGAUGAGGGACUUGUCUAUCUAAUCGGGUUAAGUAUCCUUCGUCGGCCCCAAAAAGAAGAAACUUGCCCAGAACUUGAACCAAACUCACGGAAGUGGUCUAGACGUUUUCCCAGUAGGAAAAUGAUACGUUUUAGAAUGUUGAAUAAGGUUUUUUUUGGUUUUCUUAGUUUUUUUCUCCUUUUUUCUGUUUUUGAAAAUAAAUGAGGACAAAUUACAUAUA
Molecule: messenger RNA, 1303 nt
Organism: Camellia sinensis
Lineage: Eukaryota; Viridiplantae; Streptophyta; Magnoliopsida; Ericales; Theaceae
Source: RefSeq, a predicted model, not a curated record